AUGGGCAGCACGGACGGUGCCGACAAUACCGCUCACAUGCAACACCCGCAUCCCGACAUCGAAAAAACUGCGCGGCCAGAGUCUGAUCUCGGCGGUGACACGGAGCGGGAGAGCAAAGAUGCCAGACAACCCAUUCCUGAAGACAACGCGACGCCAGCCGAUGCUGCGAAGGUGGAAGACGCCGGCCCUCCUGACGGAGGUGCCGCUGCCUGGUUGGUCGUCUUGGGCGCAUGGUGCUGCUCAUUCUCCAGCCCAGGCUGGAUCAACAGCGUCGGCAGCUUCCAGCAGUAUUACGAGGUCGGACCUCUCCAAGACUAUUCCGCCAGCACCAUUGCCUGGAUUCCGUCGCUGCAAAUAUUCUUCCUGUUCGCGUUGGGGCCCAUCGUCGGCAUCAUAUUCGACAACUACGGACCGAGGCCGCUUAUCAUUGGCGGGACCUUUCUUCACGUCUUUGGGCUGAUGAUGGCGUCGCUGGCAAAAACGUACUAUCAGUUCCUCUUGUCACAGGGAGUGUGCAGCGCCCUCGGUGUUGCGUGCUUGUACUCCCCUGCCCUCGCCUGUCUCUCGACCUGGUUUGCCAAGAAGCGCGGAGCAGCCAUGGGAAUCAUGGUUACCGGCUCAUCAGUCGGUGGCGUCAUCUUCCCCAUCAUGAUCAGCCGCAUGAUCUCGAGCGUCGGGUACCCUUGGGCCAUGAGAACUGGCGCCUUUGUCAUCCUCGGACUGCAAAUCAUUGCAAUCUUCACGGUUCGCCCGCGAGUGAAGCCUGUACCCAAGAAGAUGCCCGUCGGCCGCUUUGCAGCACCUUUCAAGGAGUUCCCGUUCGUCAUGUUGCUCGUCGGCAUCUUCGUCUUGACCUAUGGCAUCUUCAUCCCCAUCGACUACCUGGCUUCGCAGGGCUACAAGGAGGCGCACAUGUCGGAGGAGAUGGCACAAUACCUGGUGGCCAUAUUCAACGGUGCAAGUCUGUUCGGGCGUCUGGCCUCUGGAUAUGGCGCCGACAUCAUCGGAAGAUGGAACAUGUUCAUCAUCGCCUGUACCCUUUCUGGAAUCACCGAGUUUGCAGUCUGGAUCCCCGCCACGCGCGCGUCCGUUGCCAUCGGCUUUGCAGUCAUGUUCGGUUUCGCUUCAGGGGCCUUCAUAGGUCUUUCCGGCGCUCUUCCUGUCUCGGUGUCUCCCCUGCCCGAGGUCGGCUACCGACUUGGUGUGGUUUUCCUGGCCAUCUCUAUCCCCGCCCUCACCAUGGCCCCCAUCGGCGGAGCCAUCCUCCAGGCAUCUGCCAACGGCUGGCUGAACGUCAAGAUCUUCGGUGGCGUCAUGUGCCUCGCAGGGUCGGCCAUUAUUCUGGUGGCCAGGCUUCUGUACACCGACAAGAAGCUUUUCAAGGUGUUUUGA
This is a messenger RNA of Purpureocillium lilacinum, 1392 nucleotides long. RefSeq lists its product as uncharacterized. Gene Ontology annotation, biological process: transmembrane transport. Gene Ontology annotation, cellular component: membrane. Gene Ontology annotation, molecular function: transmembrane transporter activity. Lineage: Eukaryota; Fungi; Ascomycota; Sordariomycetes; Hypocreales; Ophiocordycipitaceae. The record is from RefSeq and is a predicted model, not a curated record.